This is a messenger RNA of Quercus robur (English oak), 533 nucleotides long. Its product is annotated as probable LRR receptor-like serine/threonine-protein kinase At5g48740. Bases 138 to 476 code for a protein of 112 amino acids. NCBI's taxonomy places the organism in Eukaryota, Viridiplantae, Streptophyta, Magnoliopsida, Fagales, Fagaceae. The transcript has 3 exons. The record is from RefSeq and is a predicted model, not a curated record.
UAUUAUUUUACAACCUUCCUCUUGAUACACUAGCAAAUUAGUACAUUGUCCUCUAUUUUGCUGGGAUUGUUCCGGUUUCACAUUCGUUCGAUUUAUUAAUCAAUGGAGAUGUUGUACAAUCAAACUAUACUGUAAAUAUGUCAGAGGUUGGUGCUCUAUACUGUACGAGGAAAGGGAUCAAGAGCUUGAACAUCACACUAAAGAGUAUCACUUACUACCCUCAAAUCCAUGCAAUUGAGGUGUAUGAGAUAGUUGAUAUUCCUUUGGAAGCUUCAUCAACCACAGUUUCAGCACUUCAGGUUAUUCAGCAGUUUACUGGUUUAGAUCUGGGGUGGCAAGACGAUCCGUGCUCCCCUACUGAAUGGGAUCAUAUUGGUUGUGAAGGAAGCCUUGUUACAUCAUUGGAACUUUCAGACAUCAACCUUAGGACAAUUAGUCCUACUUUUGGUGACUUGUUGUAUCUCAAAACUCUGUAAACUCCUUUAACCUCGGAGAAAUGCCUUAAAUUAACAUUUGGUUUGGUCAGAUACUUU